Molecule: messenger RNA, 1135 nt
Organism: Eucalyptus grandis
Lineage: Eukaryota; Viridiplantae; Streptophyta; Magnoliopsida; Myrtales; Myrtaceae
Exons: 2
Coding region: 552-911 (119 amino acids)
Source: RefSeq, a predicted model, not a curated record
UUGUGCAGCCCUUAAACUCACUUUCAUAUGCUGAGUACUAAGUGGUUGAUUUCAUCAAGUAGGGCAUGCCAAAAUCAUAUCAAUUGGAAAUUCUUUUAAGGUUGAACUUUCUUUCUUAGCCUAGAUAUUGUCAUAAUAUUUCUCUCCUCUCUUUGUAUUUUCACAAUUCCUCCUAUCUGGGAAGGAAUGGGAUGGGACAAAGAUCUACUGAUGGCAGUGACAAUUGCGAUGCGUAUUCGCGGCUUUUGGCAAGAGUUCUAGCUGCGUUCUCCCUCGGUUCCUGUGUCAUCUUUCUAAAGCUUUUUCUUUCUUGGCGGGUGCCGAUAGUUUAAUCUGAUUACAUUUGUUGUUUUUUGCUGAUUUGGCUCGCAUUUCGUCUUCAAUAGAAGUUGGGUGGUUGAGCUCUGGUGUGUGAUUUGAUCCGCAGAUUCUAUCCAUGCUUCUGGAUCGGUCCUGGAAUCCUGAUUUGUUGAACCGGCACAAGCAGGACCGAGAUGGCGGCAGGAAGCCAAGCGAUCAGCUGGAUGAGGGACUCGGAAUCGUUGCCGUAGAUGGCCAGAUACAUCUUGGUCGUGACCGCGCCGCUCAGACCCACGAACCCUUUCAGGAGACCCAGCAUCACGCCCCGCCCCUACGAGGGUGCCGGUGUUGGUGAAGUUCUGGGAGUUGGCGGCGACGCAGAUGUAGAGGCACUUUUGCCAGACGGCGGGGCAGGGGAUGAGGAAGUAGCCGGCGCAGUCACGGCGGAGGCAGUGAGGAGGACGAACCAGGUCGGGGUGGCCUCGGCGAUGAGGCCGGAGAGGACGCCGACGUUGGCGCCGAGGUCCUUGAAGUAUCCGAGGAGGUUGAGGGUUGUCUGGUCGAAGCCGAGGGAGGACUUGAUCUGCUUGGAGUUGAUGCCGAAGAGCUAGGCGGCGCCGAACAUGAUGAGGAAGGAGGUGAACACCGUGAACCACUGCCCACGAAGCAGGUGGACUGCAAACCGGAGCGCCUCGGAGCGGACUGGUCUCGGCGGGUCGGCCUUUGUUGCCGGAGUUGGUUUCGAAGUGAAGUGAGAGAGAGAGAGAGAGUUAUGAAAUUAUUUGGAAAUGCAGAGUUUGCUUUGCUACCAAUAUAAAAUGGAUGUGAUGUUCGA